UCGGCAGAGCUGUCAAAUCAGAGCGCUGCAGCCGCAUCGGGUGGGGUGCUUGGAGUGUCGCCGUCGGACUUAUAUCUCGUGUUCAGUGAAAAUUUCCAAAUCGUCUUGUUCUUUUCGGAUUUCCGUGGCAAAACGGUCGUGCAUGUCAGUUCCGUCAAUUAACAUCCAAGCGAAACAUUUGGCUGAAUCGAACGCGGCUUUGUGCGACGCUCGGCUGUCCUGACCCGUGGAGAUCGUCUCGGGCUGCGUGAGAAAUCCGCUCUGCAUUCGGGCGCGGGUGAAAAAUCGAUUUUCGUGAAUCCAAGUGUGUCCGGAUUUGAAGCUGAGUGGAGAAGCCCGCGUGCAUCGCUAGGCCGGGGGUCAGUCGAUCCGAAAAUCUUGCCGCUUCGCUAAACAUUCCAUGAAGCUGUGUUGGAACCUGCACCGUCGCUGGGGUCUCUGAUGAUAAUUCAAAUAUCCCAUCAUACUUUUCACUUUACACGAUGAUGCAGUGAAUUGAAGGAAUAAUCGAAAUUUCAACCACCACCCAAAGUCACUUCAAUGUCGAUUCUCAGCACUUCUUUCCUGGACUUGUGAUUUAACCACGUAGCGAAUUUGAAGACAUAGCGCUAGGCAAAAGCAAGGAUAACAAACAAACAAAUCUCACAAUAUCUGAAUAGAGCGACUAGCACCCAACAGUUCAUAUCAUCAAACUCUUGAGCAACCGCCACCUCUCAUAGCAUCCGACAAGAAAAAAAUGAAUUCAACAUUAAAGCAUCUUUUGCAUUGCGCUCUCUUACUAUUUGUGAUAAUCACUUUUGAAGUAUUUUCUGGUGGUAUCAAAAUCAACGAGGAUUCAUUCGUCAUUGUUGAUCCUUGGACUGAAUACGGCCAGUUACCAACAAUUUUCCUGUACUUACUAAGGCUAUUGACAUUCUUAACGCUACCACAAGUCUUAUUCAAUUUUUGCGGCUUAGUAUUUUACAAUGCCUUUCCGGAAAAGGUUGUUCUCAAGGGCAGUCCACUUUUGGCUCCGUUCAUUUGUAUUCGCGUAGUAACGCGCGGUGAUUAUCCUAAUCUCGUUAAAUCGAAUGUCCUGCGUAAUAUGAACACGUGUCUGGAUACUGGGCUAGAAAAUUUCUUAAUUGAAGUAGUGACCGACAAGCCGGUGAAUCUGACUAAACAUCGGCGCAUCCGAGAAGUUGUAGUCCCGAAAAACUACAAAACUAAGACCGGGGCCUUGUUCAAAUCACGUGCUCUACAGUAUUGCCUAGAAGAUAACGUGAACGUAUUGAAUGAUAGUGAUUGGAUAGUACAUUUGGAUGAGGAGACGUUGCUCACGGAGAACUCUGUUCGUGGAGUCAUAAACUUCGUGUUAGACGGAAAGCAUCCUUUCGGACAAGGAUUAAUCACGUAUGCUAAUGAGAAUGUUGUUAAUUGGCUAACAACGCUGGCGGAUAGCUUUCGGGUCAGUGAUGACAUGGGAAAGUUGCGACUGCAGUUCAAAUUGUUUCAUAAGCCAUUGUUCAGUUGGAAAGGCAGCUAUGUCGUGACCCAGAGCGGCGCCGAGAAAGCAGUUUCAUUCGACAAUGGUUUAGAUGGCUCGGUGGCGGAGGAUUGUUUUUUCGCAAUGCGAGCCUUCAGUCAAGGAUACACAUUCAAUUUCAUCGAAGGCGAAAUGUAUGAGAAAUCACCAUUUACCCUGCUCGACUUCUUGCAGCAGCGUAAACGUUGGCUCCAAGGCAUCCUGUUGGUCGUCCACUCAAAAUUGAUUCCUGUUAAGCACAAACUAUUGCUAGGCAUAAGUGUUUAUUCUUGGGUAACGAUGCCCCUGUCUACUUCAAAUAUAAUUUUUGCCGGUCUGUAUCCGAUUCCCUGUCCAAAUCUUAUGGAUUUUGUAUGCGCCUUUAUCGGUGCCGUGAAUAUUUACAUGUAUGUAUUUGGUGUAAUUAAGUCGUUUUCUUUGUAUCGAUGCGGAUUCAUUAAGUUUAUAGCGUGUGUACUUGGUGCAGUAUGUACGAUACCAAUUAAUGUGGUUAUCGAAAAUUGUGCUGUUAUCUGGGGAUUAGUUGGUAAAAAACAUAAAUUUUAUGUUGUACAAAAAGACAUUGGUACCCUGGAAACUGUUUGAAGCGAACGUUUACUAUUUAUAAAGAUUAAUCGUUGUAAUGAUCUUAAUUAUGCAUCCCAGUUAUAUCUAGGGUGAACAUUUGUUGAUUUGCUCGGUAAACUGACUGGAGUUUCAACGUGGCUUCGGAAUUUCAAGAAAACGGGGCAAACCUUACCCGAAAAUUGGCUUUGGUUCGAAAGUUGAGUGACGAAAAGCAAUCCUGGCAAUAGUAAUCAUAUCAAACGAACAAUUUGUCAGCCUAGACAAUACUGCAAAUGAACAAAUGUGACCCCAAGAACGAAUAACAGAACGAGAAUUAACUUUCUCUGACUUUCAUGAGACUUUACCACACAUACAUAUGUACAUCUAUUUUUUGUUACUUUUAUUUUUAUAUCGUAUUAUUUUAUAUAACUUAAUUUAAGCUGAAAGUUACGCAUAAGAUGUUAAUUUAUUAAAACCAGAAAAAUCACAAAAAGUGAACACCAACAAUUUUUUUUUCUUUGGAAAAAAUUAUAAAUGAUCAAAAAGUCAUAGAGGAGUGAACUUCGAAAUAACUUUAAUAUCGUGAAUGAGAUUUAGCUUUUUCUAAGUACAUAAAACAAAAGCAAAGAAAACAAACUGAUUAUGUGAAUGCACCAAAUACUAUUUUGUAAGAAGUAGUCCUAAGUUAGUUGAUUGUUUUCUUAGAUAGGGUUCGAUUCAGAUUAUUCCAUCCAGUAGACUAAUAACAGAAAAGAGAGACGGACACAAGAACAAAUACACAAUAUUAAGAGA
This is a messenger RNA of Hermetia illucens (black soldier fly), 2863 nucleotides long. Its product is annotated as beta-1,4-mannosyltransferase egh. Gene Ontology annotation, cellular component: cytoplasm. The transcript has 4 exons. The record is from RefSeq and is a predicted model, not a curated record. Gene Ontology annotation, molecular function: beta-1,4-mannosyltransferase activity. Lineage: Eukaryota; Metazoa; Arthropoda; Insecta; Diptera; Stratiomyidae. Bases 737 to 2110 code for a protein of 457 amino acids.